This is a messenger RNA of Cheilinus undulatus (humphead wrasse), 4787 nucleotides long. It is a transcript of the gene nbr1a, whose product is annotated as NBR1 autophagy cargo receptor a. The record is from RefSeq and is a predicted model, not a curated record. The transcript is spliced from 22 exons. Lineage: Eukaryota; Metazoa; Chordata; Actinopteri; Labriformes; Labridae. Gene Ontology annotation, cellular component: phagophore assembly site. Gene Ontology annotation, molecular function: ubiquitin binding. Gene Ontology annotation, biological process: macroautophagy. The coding region runs from base 145 to 3372 and encodes 1075 amino acids.
UUCACUGCGCCUGCGCGAGACGUCACCGUAUUUUUCUAGACGCAGCUGACGAUGUAAACAAGAAAAGACAGUCGAGGGCAACAGGGAUCAAAUAGGCCGGUGUCAACGCAAAUGAUAGCCAUUAUACGCUCGUAAACGGCUGACAUGGGGCUGCCCGUUACUAUUAAAGUCAAUUUUCGGGGGAACGUGAAGAGAUUCCUGGCUCAGGAUUUGGAUAAACUGGAGUGGGAAUCCGUUGAAGCCUGGAUAAAAGCAUCAUUUGGGAUCAACCACUUUCAAGUCAAAUACUUUGAUGAAGAUAAUGAAGAGAUUUGCAUAAACAGUCAAGAUGAAUAUGAAGAAGCCAUCAAGAGCGCAGAAAAGCAGGGGAACCAGCUGCACAUGAACGUGUACAAGAUGAAGGGGCAGGCCUGCGGAGGCCCGCUGAAGACGGAGGUGAAGGAGCUGAAAGGAGACCUCCGUCCGGCUCCUCCUUAUCCAUCCAGAGUUAAAACAGUGGACAAAGGCACACAGGUCACCCCAGAGCGAGAAGCUGUAACAGUGAAGGACAACAAGGGGAACAAACCAGAAGAUGAGCCGCCUCCUAUGUGGUUCAGAUCCUACAUGGAGAAGUUUAAAGAUGAAGUGGUGAAAGAAGUAGUGGAAAGGAUGUGCAGCGACUUUUCCGGCCAGUGUUGUACCCACAAGGCUUCUGACGGGCCCCUUGAGGCCGGUGGUGCUAUCGGCGGUCCUAUAGGGCCCAGGCCCGGCCCCUCCACCUCAAACGGAUCUCUCGGCUACACCCCAAACUGCAGCAGCUGCAACAAACUCACCUCUGAAGGGGCCUACAAGUGCAGCGUGUGCCCGUCCUGCAUCCUGUGUGAGAUGUGCAGACAUAGCCAUGACCCCAGCCACAACCUCGUGAGAACCAAGACUCCUCUCUCCAUCCCUGAGCAUGGCAUGUCGGGAGAGUUGAGGUUCCCACGGCGAGGAGACAGGACAGUGCGCAAGGCCGAGCGACAGCGCCUCAAAGCUGAACGGAGGCAGCUCAGAGCUGAAGUGAAGGAAAUCAAGAAGAAACUGAGACUGGAGAAGAGGGGGCUGCAGUGGAGCGGGCCCUCUACCUCAGGCAGAGCCAACCUGACAAACACGGCCUCGGCGUCCACCCAGGUCCCGGCCCUGCCCCCUCCUGCUGCCUCAGACACAGCCUCAGGUCCAGCCCCAGCCCAAGGUCCCAUCCCCGCCCCGGUCCCCGACCCCCAGGCCUCCAGUCCAGAGGGUCCCGGGGUCUCGCACACGUCCUUGGUGCCCACUAUGGCUGCGUUGUUUCUGGAUGAAAAUCUGCCGGACGGCACCCGUCUGGAGCCUGGAACCAAGUUCAUCAAAUACUGGAAGAUGAGGAACUCGGGCACUAUCAGCUGGACCUCAGAGACUAAGCUAGUGUUCAUGUGGGGGAACCUCGGCCUGGCGUCAGAGGAGAGGAGGGAGGUGCCGGUCCCCCUGUUGCUGCCCGGACAGGUGGGAGUGGUCAGUGUGGCCUUUGUGGCUCCCGUGAUGGAGGGGACGUACACCUCCCACUGGAGGCUGGCGCACUGCGGGUGUCAGUUCGGCCCGCGUGUCUGGUGCAGCAUCGUGGUCGACCCUGGCGACAACCGCAACACGCUCGGGCAUCAGAGCAAACGACUGAAGGAGGAUGUUAAAGCAGCAGAGAAGAAGAAGGAGGUAAGGCCUAAGGACGGCGGUCCUGGCUUCACUGUAGACCUGAACAAUGAAGACUUGUACUUCCCCUCAGUGGACCUGCUGACCGCACAGGAUCUGCUGUCAUUUGAGCUGCUGGAUAUAAAUAUUGUGCAGGAGCUGGAGAAGGUUCCUAACAACACUCCUGUGGCUCUGACGCCCUGCAUAUCCCCUCUGCCCCAUGAUGCACCACUGCUGGAGAAGGCCGUCUCUUCACAGAUGAAAGACGAUACAGAGGUGUCAGGGGUCAGAAAGCUUUUUGCAGGAGUGAAGCUGAGGCAGCAGAGGGAGCAGCCGGAGCCCGUGGCCCAUGAGGAGGACCGGGAGGAGGAGAUCAGCGGAGCUCAGUUCCUCUGUGAGACCGUCAUCCGCUCCCUCACAUUAGAGGAGGCUCCCGACCACAGACCCCUGCGCAGAGCUCAGCACAGCAGCCUUAAACCAAAGGUUGUCUCCCGGGGUCCCAGCUUUCGCUCUGUAGAUGUUGAGAAAACCGAGAGAGUGCAGGAUGGAAAGGAGAAGAUCUGUGCCAUCAGACUGGAGAGUUUAGCCCUGCCUCCAAACGCUGGUCUCAACCUGAUCAGCAGGGAGGAGGAAACAAGACCAGUUCUCUUGCUGGAGCCGGCAAAUGAAAACCUGCAGAUCAGUUCGCCUCCUGAUAAAGAGGAUGAAGAGGUCAUGGUUUUGAAUGAGAUGAAGAGCAUGAGGGAUGCCCAAGAGGAGAGAGGAAACAAAGGAGAAGACUGGGAGGAGGUCAGCAGCCAGACCUCCUCAGUCUCCUCUUGCGACGAUUACAUCAUCGUCCUCCCAGACUGCUUCGACACCAGCCGGCCUCUUGGCGAGUCCAUGUACAGCUCUGCCAUGUCACAGCCCGACACCAACGCUGCUGCUCUUGAGAGCUCAGCCAACCCAGAUGAAGAGAAAGAAGGAGAGUCAGAGGUCGAUGCGGCAGCUUCGCUGAGAGAGACACAGGAGGAGACGGAGGUGGAUGACGACGAUGACGAUACUCCUGUGAACACCUGGCUUCCAAUUCUCCCUCCAUCCAUCCACAGCAGUGUGAACCAGAUGCUGUGCGCUUCUCAAACUCUUGACGCCACCACGCUCACCCCGGAAGUGGUGCCACCUCCUGUGCUGCCUGAACCCCUGCUGCCUCCACCGGCCCUCUACUCACCCAGGUCUGAGGCACUGUACCUGGCUGAGGACCCCAGCCCUCCGGCCUGUGACCCAUAUGAGCCGCCCCAACCAAGGGUCCACCUAAAUGUAUCAUCUGGUGGUCUGUCGAGAUCAGCAGGCUCAGCAUCCAGUGCCUUUGAGACAUAUAACCCCAGACCCAGAUACGCUUUGCAGCCAAGGUGCAACACAACAAAAGAAGGCCAAGGAGGCAUCACAGAGGGAUUCGUCAAGGGGGCCCUUUCUGUGGCAGCGUCUGCUUAUAAAGCUCUCUUCACUGGACCAAACUGUUCAAUACAGCGAGGCAUCGACCCGGCCACCAGACAGGACCCUUCCAUGAUGGCGAUGCUGCUGGAGAUGGGCUUCAGAGACCAGCAGCUCAACCAGCGGCUGCUGAGGAAGCACAGCUACAGCCUGCUGCACACCGUCAACGAGCUGGUGCAGAUGGCCGAAGACAGCCAGAGCAAAGCUGUCAACACUCUGCACUGAAGGAAAAGCUACUCCUCUUUAAGGCUUUAAGAGUUGAAGAAGGAAUUUAUUAGAAUUUUAAACAUGAUUUAAAAAAAAUAUUUAGAUGAUGACCUGCGUAUCGCUCACCCUUUACAGCGUCUAGCUUUAUUUUGAAUUAUGUAAAGACAAAGGAAAUAUGAUUCAUGUGAUUUAAUGCUUUUCCAAAUUGGUAGUCUAUUUGGACAAAGAUUGAUAGAAAUUAGACAAAAGAGUUUAUUUAAAAAUGAAAAUAUAAAGAGGAGCAUUUAUUUCUGAAACACUUGAUUAGAAAAAAUGGCUUUCCCGCCUUUGCCUUUCCUUUAGCUUCAACAUUUUGCUGAAAUUAACCACACGCACACCUGUAAAUGACUAUGAAUAGCGGUGAACCUUUGCCAUGCCUUGUUUACCUGGCCCAUGAAGCCUUCUGUGUUGGUGUUACGCUGCGGUUGCUGUAGUUUCGACGGGACAAAAAGUGUGUAUUCCAGCUCUUCAUCUUCGUGUUUGUGUGGCUGUCGUAGCUGCUUCCUCGGCACUGAAACUCAUCGUCUUUUGAAAGGGCUUUGGCUAGUCGAAGUUACUAUUGUUGAAUGUCAUAAAAUGAUAGAAAUGUCCUGCAAAAGCCUGCUCUCGUUUGAGUCGAUGCUACUGGAGCUUCAUGGAUAUUCUGGGUGUCAAGGGUCAGCAGUGCAGUAGUAAGAAAAACAAGAUAAUUAAGACUUUUCUCGUAGUGAAAUCUGCCUAAACAAUGCAAUCUUUUUCUGUAUCAGAGUACUGUUAUUUUAGACGUUGACAUGUGGAAUGUAUACAAAACUGUCCGAGCGCAUCGCCGUUCGGACUCGGAUGUUUUCUACCGCUUUUUAGGAGACACCUGCAUGACAGGUAGAGGCUUUAGAGAUGAGUCGUGUUCUUGUGGUCUUAGCACAGUCAGUGGAAAUUAAAAAAAAGUCUGCUCUGCAUCAUUGUUUCUCUCUCCUGCCUGCAUUUUGUCCUCAUUCAGCCACAAAAAAUAAACCUAGCAACAGCCAUUUAGCACUAAUCCAAGCUGAGAUGUCUCAAACUACACAUUCCUCGAUCUCAUAGUGGAACCAAGUAUAUUUUACUUUCAUUACAUUGCCUUUUAGAAUGAUUUUAAGUUUACUGACAUACAUGUGGUGAUUUGACAUUUGUGGUGUGAGUGUGCAGGUUUAAGUUAACGUAUGCCUCUUUUACUUUCAUUUAUACCUUCUCUAUGUGUGCGGUUGAGGAGUUUUCAAACCAUAUUUUCAUAUGUUGAUUGUUCGUGUUGAAAAAAACUUGCUCUAGAGAAAACUUGUGACUAUAUCUACCACUGUAUGCUUGUCAAACUAUUCUUCUGCCACAGUGUAAACAUUGAAUACCCUUCAGCUGUCAGUCCGCCAAUAAACUAUUUGCACAUC